AGAAAAUCACGAAUCGAAAAAUGGAGUCUUACAUUGAGGCGGAUAGUUUCGCAGAGUUUGCGAAAGCCAUUAAUAAAAUGUCAGUUAACGAUUUAACACCAAUUUUUGAGAAUUUGCUAUCAAGACCGCACCGAGCAGAAUUCCUAAAACUAUGCUUACAAAAAGGAUGUAAUAGGAAUUACGUGAAUAAUGAGACUGGAAAAGCUGCCAUAAACUAUGCUGCCGAAUCUUUGCAUUUCAGUAAUUUAUAUCUGUUAAUUAAUUUUGAGCAAGAAAAAGACAAGACUAACAAAAAAAGGAAAAAUGAGAAGAUGUCUACCGAAACAAUCAAAAAGACAUAUAAUAAGGAAGAGGAGACGGGAACUUCUAACCACAACUCUGUGACAAUAAAUGUAGAAAAUAGUAAUGUCGAUCGCUCCUCAGCUGUUGGAGUUGAGGAAUCCAUUGAAUUAUUGCCUGAGAAAAAUGUAUCCGAAAAAGCUGUUAUAAAAGAUAUAGAUCAUAAAUACCAAAACCAAACAGCACUCAACUAUUUAGCCAGCCAUUUAACUUCAGACAAUGCUAGUGAAGUUCGUGAGUGCAUGGAACUCUUGCUUCUAAAUGGCGCAGAAGUGAAUGCAAUGGAUGAUUCCGGGGAAGUACCGUUGAGUUACACUGCUUCAGCGAUAUACAUCAGCGGAUUUAAUUGCCAAAGAGGCGUGGAUCUAUUUGGAAACUAA
This is a messenger RNA of Drosophila nasuta, 719 nucleotides long. RefSeq names its product transient receptor potential cation channel protein painless-like. The coding region runs from base 21 to 719 and encodes 232 amino acids. The record is from RefSeq and is a predicted model, not a curated record. NCBI's taxonomy places the organism in Eukaryota, Metazoa, Arthropoda, Insecta, Diptera, Drosophilidae. The transcript is spliced from 3 exons.